Messenger RNA from Capsicum annuum, 1207 nucleotides. RefSeq names its product probable LRR receptor-like serine/threonine-protein kinase At3g47570. The record is from RefSeq and is a predicted model, not a curated record. The transcript has 2 exons. Gene Ontology annotation, biological process: protein phosphorylation. Gene Ontology annotation, molecular function: protein kinase activity; ATP binding. The coding region runs from base 285 to 1019 and encodes 244 amino acids. Lineage: Eukaryota; Viridiplantae; Streptophyta; Magnoliopsida; Solanales; Solanaceae.
UUGACCUUUCUCACAAUAAUAUAUCUGGAAGCAUUCCCAAGUCUUUGGAGAAGCUUCAAAACUUGAAGUAUUUCAAUAUUUCUGUCGACAAAUUGUAUGGUGAAAUACCCUCGGGAGGUCCUUUCAAGAACCUCUCGAGUCAAUUUUUCAUCUACAAUGGAGCAUUGUAUGGUUCUUCAAGAUUUAGUGUCCCACCAUGCUCUACUUCAUCAAAGCACAGAUCAAAUCGGAAAAAAAUUCUAGUUCUUUUUCUUUUGCUCGCAAUUGCAGUUGUAUUUGUUCCAAUGACCUUUGUGCUGCUAUGGAUAAGGUAUAGAAGAGGUAAAAGUGUUCCUCAGGAAGCUGACUUAUUGUCUACCGUAGCAAGAGAAAGAAUUUCAUUCUAUGAAUUUCUCCGAGCAACUAAUGCGCUUAGCGAGAGUAAUCUGAUUGGUUCUGGAAGUUUUGGCUCUGUUUACGAAGGCAUUCUCAGAAGUGGAACUGCCAUUGCAGUUAAAGUGUUCAACCUGCAUUCAAGAAUUUUUGAUAAGGGAUGUGAAGUUUUGUGUAUCCUUCACCAUAGGAAUCUCGUAAAAGUCAUUACUAGUUGUUCAAAUCUUGAUUUCAAGGCUUUAGUUCUCGAGUAUAUGCCUAACGGGAGUCUGGAGAAGUAUUUGUAUUCGCACAACUACUUCCUCGACAUCCGGCAGAGACUAAGCAUAAUGAUAGCUGUGGCAUGUGCAUUGGAACAUCUCCAUCAUGGGUGUUCAUCGGUUGUGAUUCACUGUGAUCUAAAGCCUAGUAAUGUCUUGCUGAAUGAGGAUAUGGUUGUCAACCUAAGUGACUUUGGCAUUUCAAAACUACUUGGUGACGAUGAGAUUGAUUUAUUCACUGAAACCUUAGCAACACUGGGUUAUAUUGCUCCGGAGUAUGGACUGGAUGGACUAGUGUCAACAAAAUGCGAUAUCUAUAGCUACGGGAUCAUGUUGCUUGAAACGUUUACUAGUGUCACACCCCUUUUUCAACAUCCAAAAGAUUAAUUUUUAAGUUCGAAAGGGUUUUAUUAUUAAGUGACAAAAAAUGAAAAUUCUGUUCCGAAAAUGAUUUUUUAUAAUUAAAUUUCGAGUCGCAACUUGGCAUAAUCUAGUGUGCCAAGUCACCUUUGGAAAAUUCUUUUCUAAAUGGUUUGAUUCUUUAAAACUGGUUUGCGAAUAGAGAUUCCGGCUAA